AUGGCUCCCAGUCAAAACGUCCAAUUCCCCACUCUUCCCCCAAAUCUCCUCAUCAUUUCCCUGAAGAUUUACUUCACCCCAUCCCGAACGCUCAACUACCUCCAUGCCCUCCUCAACCCCCAAAACGACAUAAUCCGUCCAGAGAAUCGAUCCAAGGUCCUCCUUGCAUUGAUCCCGGACUUUCUCACCGUCUACCCCUGCGCGGAGAUCGUCCGAGACCACUUCUCCAAGCAGCAACUACCGGAGCCUGCAAGACCAUCCUCUUCUACAGAUAACAAGCCUCCGCCGCCUGCAUUUCUAGUCGGUGCACAGGACUGUUUCUGGGAAGAUCUUGGCGCGUAUACAGGGGAGGUAUCACCGCUUGCGCUACGGGAGAUCGGUGUUUCGAUAGUGGAAUUGGGCCAUGCUGAGCGUCGUGCUAUCUUUGGGGAAACGGAUGAGCAGACGGGUCGGAAAGCUGCCGCUGCCUGUGCGCAUGGUAUGAUUCCACUGGUCUGUGUUGGGGAGGUUACGGCGCCGGGUCCGGUGGUGUCGGAGGCUGUCGGGAAGGCAGUUAGUGAGUGUGAGGUGCAGGUUAAGGCUGUGUUGCGUGCUAUUCCGGAGAGUGCACCGGUCAUAUUCGCGUAUGAGCCUGUGUGGGCUAUUGGGAAGCCUGCGCCUGCCAGUGUGGAUCAUGUCGCUGCUGUCGUGGACGGGAUUAGGGCUGUCAUUGGGAAACGCGAGGGUGAUGUGCGGGUUCUCUAUGGCGGCAGUGCCGGGCCGGGUUUGUGGGGUAAGGGUGGUCUGGGAAAGGCUGUGGAUGGGAUGUUCUUGGGCAGGUUUGCGCAUGAGGUGGAAGGAGUACGGAAGGUUGUUCGGGAGGUCGAGGAGAAUUUAUAA
Monascus purpureus is the source of this 879-nucleotide messenger RNA. The record is from the annotation of a GenBank genome assembly. Lineage: Eukaryota; Fungi; Ascomycota; Eurotiomycetes; Eurotiales; Aspergillaceae.